Molecule: messenger RNA, 624 nt
Organism: Raphanus sativus (radish)
Lineage: Eukaryota; Viridiplantae; Streptophyta; Magnoliopsida; Brassicales; Brassicaceae
Product: cyclin-B1-2
Exons: 4
Coding region: 82-507 (141 amino acids)
Biological process (GO): proteasome assembly
Cellular component (GO): nucleus; cytoplasm
Source: RefSeq, a predicted model, not a curated record
GCUUGCCCAGAAAGUCGCAGAGGAAGCUAAGCUAUAGAAGAAGGUAAGAAGUGAGAAAGGAAGGUAAGCAAAAAAAAAAAAAUGGAGUCAGCGAAGAAGAUAGCUCAUGAGAUCGGUGGUGUGAAGAGAGACGCUCUUCGUUUUGGUCUCAACGGCGUUAAGAGCGACAUCGUCGGAUCUCACCCACUCGAAUCCUCUUACGAAUCUGGAAAGAGAUCGGACGAUGCGAUGAAGAGGACGAUCAUUGGGCAUACCUACGGGACUGCACUUCCACUGAAGAUGGAUAUGGACACGCAAAUCCUCUCACGGUUUCAGAGACCUUCUGGGCCAAUUCCUUCGUCAAUGCUCGGUUUAGAAGUCUACACAGGAGCCAUUGAUAACUUUGGUUUUGAGGAUUACUUGAAUGAUCCGCGUGACUCGGAGACAUUCAAGCCUGUAGACUUGCACCACGGGAUGGAAGUUCGUCUUGGUAUGUCAAAGGGCCCUGUUGCCCCAAGUUUCAUGUAGGGGAUGGGGGGUUUUUAUUCCAUGUUAUAUGUCUUUUAGCUUUUGGAUGAUGAAUCAAUUUGAGGUCAUUCUAUGAACUCAUUUCGACUAAUCAAUAUGGCCCAAUCAAUUCAAGUA